GUGUUAUUCAGUCUUGCAAAUUUCCACUCAAAUAAGAUAUUUUUUAACGUUAUAACUAGUACGCUUAUAAUUUCCCGCUUAAUUCAAAAUAUCGUAUUAUACGCUCGUUUUAUCUUCUUUGACCAUUAAAAUAGUCUCGUUUAAUAAGUUGAUAAAAAUUAAAGAAACUAUUAUCUUAUCUCUUCACACAUGUAUUCAUUAGGUUUUUUAUACCUCAGAUUGGAUAUAGUAAUUUUAAUUUAAAUAGUGAUUUUUACUAUGAUUUUCCUUUUACAAAUCCAUUUUCUCAAAACGCUUCCUAGCAAUAUAAUAAAAUAAAAAUGUCUGUUUCUUUUUUUGAACAAAAAUUUAUUUAAUCGAUUGUUUUUAUCGUUCUAUUGGUUUAUCAGCUAUGAACUAUACUAACUAUAAGUAUAAUAAUUAAAUAUCGUGUUAUAAUCACAGUUAAAUAGGCCAAGCUUAUAAUUAUCAACAUAUGAUUAACAGCUGUUUACCAGAAUCUAUUUACUGCAGCUGUAGUUGUAUACUUUUUGUAACAAGUAUUCAGUACAUUUAUUUAAUAAAUUUUAAACAACGAUGAAAAAUAUAACUUGUAAUUAAUUACCUUUAACAGAUUAAAUUCUGUUUAAUUGCUUUAUGAUUCGUAAUUUGUUACGUUAUAUUUUGUGCUCCUUAUUUUUAUUAGUGAAAGUUUGAGACUUAUAUAUGUAUGUAAAGAAAAUAGGUCAUAUUGAAAACUACCUAUGUUCCGUAAUUACACUUUUUUAUAGUACAAAAAGUUUUAAAAAUGAACACCUCAUCAGAAUUUUUACCUGAAAUUUGUGAAGGUGUAUUUACUUAUGAUUUAUAUACAAUUUUAAGUAAUUUUGAAUCAGCAAAUCUUGCUCGUGUUAAAUACAUACACAGACAAACACCUGGUAUUGAUGAUGAUUUGGAAUUCUAUUUAUGGACAAAACCUGACUGCAGUGGUACAGAAUUUGAAUGUAAUUAUAGAUCAUGGUUUUACUUUGCUAUAAAAGGGGGUAUUCCAGGAAUAGCUGUAAGAUUAAAUAUAGUAAAUUUAAAUAAACAGAGUAAAAUGUAUAGUCAAGGAAUGACCCCUGUAUUUAAAGUUGACUUAGGUAAGAACGAAAAACCUAACAAAAAGUUUUUUAAAGGUUCAUGGUCAAGAAUUAAAGAGAUACCUACUUAUCAGGCCAAUGAAAAAAAUGAAUUUGUAUUAAGCUUUAGUCACCAACCAUUAGAAAAUUCUGAUGUAUUAACAUAUUAUGCAUUUACUUAUCCAUAUACAUAUUCAGAUUUAUGUUCUUUAUUAACUGUCUAUGAAAAACAGUUUCCACUUCCAACAGAUUUAAAAGAACGAAGUGAAGAAGAUGUAUAUUUUCAUCGAGAAACAAUUGUGAAGUCUUUAGAAAACCGUUCUGUUGAUUUGAUUACUAUUAGCUCCUUUAAAGGAGUUACUGAAGAAAGAGAAAGUUGUUUAUUUGGAUUAUUUCCUAAUGAAAAUAAUGUUAGACCAUACGUUUUUAAAAAUAAGAAGGUUGUAAUAAUGAGUGCAAGAGUACAUCCUGGUGAAACUCCUUCAAGUUUUGUAAUGAAUGGUUUUAUAAAAUUUAUUUUGAGUAAAGAUGAACAAGCUAGUAUGCUUAGACAAAAUUUUGUUUUUAAACUUAUUCCAAUGUUGAAUCCUGAUGGAGUUGCUAAAGGUUUUUAUCGUACAGACACUAGAGGUUGUAAUCUAAACCGAUUUUAUCUUAAUCCAUCUUUAAAGCUUCAUCCAUCUAUUUAUGCUGCAAGAUCUCUCAUAUUGUAUCAUCAUUUUGGAUAUGAGUUACGUGAUGAAUUUAUUAAAGAGAAUUCAAAUUCAUUAGAUUUAUCAUUAAAUCUUAAUUUUUGCAAUCCUUCUGAUAAUGAUGAUGAGUUAAAUUCUAGGAUAAAAGAUAUGUUAGCAGAAGAUUGUAUGAUAUUUAACAAUACAAGUACAAUUGUUCCAAUUUUAAAUAAACAAAAUUUGUGCAAUAAUUUACUUAAAAAAAGCCAAUCAUUUACAACUGAAUUGGUUGUUAAAAAAGGAUUUAAAUCAGGAUUAUUUUUAUAUGUUGAUUUUCAUGGUCAUGCAUCAAAAAAAGGAAUAUUUAUGUAUGGAAAUCAUUUUGAUAGUAUCAUAGAUAACAUUGAAUGCAGACUAUAUCCAAAAUUAAUGUCUAUUAAUAACCAAAAUUUUCAUUUUUCUUCUUGUAAUUUUAGUGAACGUAACAUGUACUCAAAAGAUAAAAAAUUUGGUCUAAGUAAAGAAGGCAGUGGACGAGUAGCAGUUCUGAAGUAUACUGGUUUGAUUCGAAGUUAUACCUUAGAAUGCAAUUAUAAUACUGGUAGAUUUGUAAAUUUUAUUCCACCAACAGUUAAUUUAGUUCCAGAAAAAAGAAUUGUACAAAAUCUCGUACCUCCAAAAUUUACUCCAAUCAUUUUUGAACAAGUUGGAAAGUCUUUGGGAGUAUCUAUAUUAGAUUUAUUAAAUAUUAAUCCUAAUAGUCGUCUAGACAACAGUGAAUUUAAAACAAUAGCUGGAGUGAGAGAACAAUUACGAUCUAGUUUAAUUAAUGAUUGUCAUAGAAAUCGGCGAAUUGUAUCAAGAUCAAUUAGUAAUAUUAUUGUAGAUACUUCUACUUCAGGAAAAUUGAAAGCAAAACCUUCUUCUUUGGCAUUUGAUGUGAUGAAGCCUACAACAUCAAAGUUAUUACCAUCAAUUAUGACAAUAGCUGUAACACCAUUGAAUAAAUCACCUCAACUUCACAAAUCUAUUAAAAAACCAGCCAAUAGUGUGAUAUUAAAAAAAAAUUAUAAGAAACGAAAAAUAAUGAAGAGUAAAAAAAUAAUUAGCCCAAAUAAUCCAGAAAGUUCAUUAAAAAAGUGGUGGAUGGAAAAAAAAAAUUAAUUCAACGAGUUUCUAAAUUAAUGAAAUUGAAUUUUUUUCAAUGAUUAAAAUUAUGUGUUUUAACUUGAGUCCUAUAUUUUUUAUUAAAAAAAAAAUAUUUGUAUAUUUUUUCUUUGUGUUUUAAUGUUUUUGUAAAAGAUUACUUUUGUGUUAAAAUAAGUUAUUUUAAUAAUUCUAGGUGCUAUAGUAUUUAAUAAAUUAUAUUUUCAUACUUUUAUAAAUACAAAUUAUUCUUAAAAUAAGAAAUUAAAUAUUAGUUUUUGUUAUGAAAAUAUUCUUCAUCUCUGUACUUUACUCUUUGUACAAAAAUUUAUUAACAAUUAAUAUUUUUAUUUGGUGUUUUUAAUAAUUAUAAGUACUGUAAUUGAUUUAUUUAUUUUUAAUGUUAUCAUUAGACUAUGACUGUUAAGUCAAUGAAAGAGAAUGUGUAUUAUUAUUUAUUAUUUUAUUUCUUAAGAAUGAAUAUGAUUUAACCCAAUCUAUUUAAUUUUAAAUAAAUAAUUGUCGAAAUUUAUAUUGUAAUGUAACUUUUUAUAACUUAGAUUACUCAAAAAAUAUAAAAUAUAAAUACACUCAUCUUAAUAACUAUAUAAAGCUGAAGAAAUAUUGUUAUGUAUUGAUCUGA
Molecule: messenger RNA, 3560 nt
Organism: Daktulosphaira vitifoliae (grape phylloxera)
Lineage: Eukaryota; Metazoa; Arthropoda; Insecta; Hemiptera; Phylloxeridae
Product: cytosolic carboxypeptidase-like protein 5
Exons: 11
Coding region: 788-2935 (715 amino acids)
Biological process (GO): proteolysis; protein deglutamylation
Molecular function (GO): metallocarboxypeptidase activity; zinc ion binding
Source: RefSeq, a predicted model, not a curated record